CGGCGCCCUGGAGCCAGCCGUUAGCAACCUGCCUGGCUACGGUCUCCCGGUCGCUGCCGCCCCCCGCCGGCUCCUCCUUUCCAAUCCUGCGCUGCCGGCGCUGGGCCGGGCCGGGGGAAGGACCCAAGGGGACCCAGCGUGUCCCCACGGCGGCUGCAAGAGGACUAAGCAUGGAUGGCAGCCGGAGAGAGCAACCUCUGUCCUUCCCAGAUAUGGUCCACCAUGCCUAUUUAAAGGACACUUGAGCACCAAAAGUAAUGCUUUUUGCACUGACUCCUCUUCUCUCAGACUAAGCACUCUCCAGUUGGUCAAGAAUCACAUGGCUGUUCACUAUAAUAAAAUCCUUUCAGCCAAAGCUGCAGUUGACUGCUCAAUUCCAGUAAGCAUGAGUGCCAGCAUCAAAUAUGCAGACCAACAACGAAGAGAAAAACUCAAGAAAGAAUUAGCACGAUGUGAAAAAGAGUUCAGAUUAACUAAAACUGCAAUGCAGGCCAAUUCUAAAAAUAAAUCCAAGUCAUUAUUUAACACCCUACAAAAGCCCUCAGGGGAACCACAAGACAAGGAUGUGCUAAUAGAGGAAGUGAAUGGAUUUCCAUCCUUUCCAAGGUCACUAGUACCUUCUUCAGAGAUACUGCACCUCAGUCUGCCGAAGUCUGAGAAAGUGCUCGCGAACGGUGCUGAGAAGAACAGUUCGUCUCUGUCCAGCGUGGAAUACGCAGCACCCAGGCCCAGGAGACUAUGCUCUGGAACCAUGUAUGGCAGAAGGCCCGGCACCACAUGCCCGAAUUCCCACCGGUUUCAGUUAGUCAUUUCAAAAGCACCAAGUGGAGAUCUUUUGGAUAAACAUUCUGCACUCUUUUCUAACAAACAGUUACCGUUCACUCCGCGCACUUUAAAAACUGAAGCUAAAUCUUUCCUGUCACAGUAUCGCUAUUACACACCUGCGAAAAGAAAAAAGGAUUUUACAGAUCAACGGACUGAAGCUGAAACCCAGACUGAAUUAAGCAGCUUUAAAUCUGAUUUUGGAACAGCUGAGAUUAAGAACUUGACAGAUUCAGAAGUAAAUGGAAUACAGGUAUCUAGUUGCGUGACAUAUAAUACCAAAGAAAUAGUACCUUUACCUUUAGAAGACCAUGGCUUAACGUGGGAUGAGCUUAAAGAAGGUACUCUUCAGCUUUCCUCCCCAAGGACAGUACGUCAUUCUUCCCUGCAGUCUCCAUCAGGAAGUAAACUCUACUCUGAUGAAGAAGAAUUACUAUAUCUGAGUUUCAUUGAAGAUAUAACAGAUGAAAUUUUGAAACUUGGCUUAUUUUCAAACAGGUUUUUAGAACGACUGUUUGAGCGACACAUAAAUCAAAAUAAGCAUCAUUUGGAGGAGGCAAAAAUGCGUCACUUGCUGCAUGUCCUGAAGGUAGAUUUAGGCUGCACAUCUGAGGAAAACUCAGCAAAGCUAAGUGAUGCUGGUAUGUUGAAUUUCCUGGAUUUUGAAGAGACUGGGAAUACAGAACAAGAUGAAGUUAAAAAUGAGCAUGAAGUAACAAUUCAACAGGAACGUCAAGAAUACCGAAAGGCUUUGGAUAUGUUAUUAUCUGCACCAAAGGAUGAAAAUGAGAUACUCUCUUCACCAAAUGAAUUUUUCAUGCCCAUCUACAAGUCAAAGUAUUCAGAAGGGGUUAUAAUUCAACAGGUGAAUGAUGAAACAAAGCUUGAACCCUCAAUUUGGGAUGAAAACAAUCCAAGCAUUUCAGACAGUGUAAUAGACCAGGAAACAUCUGUGAAUGUCAUUGAAGGUGACAGUGACACUGAAAAGGUUGAAACUUCUAAUGCAUUAUGUUGUCUUAGCACAUCACUAACCGAAUCUGUUCAGUUGCCCAGUGAGAAUGGUGACAGUAAUCAUGACUUGGAAUUACCAGCUCUUAAAAUCAUGGACAUGAGCAUUAAGGACUGCCUUUUGGAUGUUUGAUCUUCACUAAUAAAUACCUCAAAUGACCAGUAA
Messenger RNA from Tupaia belangeri chinensis (Chinese tree shrew), 1996 nucleotides. RefSeq names its product spermatogenesis associated 7 (gene SPATA7). The record is from RefSeq and is a predicted model, not a curated record. Bases 320 to 1963 code for a protein of 547 amino acids. Lineage: Eukaryota; Metazoa; Chordata; Mammalia; Scandentia; Tupaiidae. Gene Ontology annotation, cellular component: rod photoreceptor outer segment; ciliary basal body; photoreceptor distal connecting cilium. Gene Ontology annotation, biological process: microtubule cytoskeleton organization; photoreceptor cell maintenance. The transcript has 12 exons.